AUGUCAUUAUCUUCAACUCCCUCAUUAACAUUUGGUUAUUUUAUUACAAUAGGAAUAUUAUUAAAUGAAGCUGAAUCAUUGAAAGUUGAUGGGUUUGUAACAGUUGAAGUGGUUAUAGCAAUAUCAGGAGCAGUGGAUGUGGUUAUUAUUGAAUGCAAGCUUUUCUUUUAA
This is a messenger RNA of Entrophospora sp. SA101, 171 nucleotides long. The record is from the annotation of a GenBank genome assembly. NCBI's taxonomy places the organism in Eukaryota, Fungi, Glomeromycota, Glomeromycetes, Entrophosporales, Entrophosporaceae.